Leguminivora glycinivorella is the source of this 2068-nucleotide messenger RNA. RefSeq names its product zinc finger CW-type PWWP domain protein 1-like. Gene Ontology annotation, molecular function: zinc ion binding. Lineage: Eukaryota; Metazoa; Arthropoda; Insecta; Lepidoptera; Tortricidae. The transcript is spliced from 8 exons. Bases 108 to 1571 code for a protein of 487 amino acids. The record is from RefSeq and is a predicted model, not a curated record. Gene Ontology annotation, cellular component: nucleus.
CCAUCCGGACAAAAAGUUGGCGGGAAAUUCACAUUCACAUUCUUCGAUCGAAGAAAAAUCUUCCAGCUCAGUUAAUUGAACAAAGACUGAAUACAUUUCAACACGAAAUGGAGAACGCUGAAUUGCCAAUUGAAAAUGCUCAUGAACCCACUGAAGAAGCUCAUCAACCGGUGUGCAGUACCGGUAGCACGAUGAGUCCAAAAGAGGAAGCAAAUAAACCUAAAAAGAAGCAUGCAACGUUUCAAGAUAACACGAUGACUGAAAAGGAGCUUUCACAGACUAGCAGCUCCUACAGAGAGGCCCUGAGUCAGCCUGCACCAGGGCUCUCCCACCGCCAGCGUCUAGCGUGGCUACAGAAGCGACGCGGUCCCGGAUUAUGGGUACAAUGUGACGCGUGUAACUCCUGGCGCCAUCUGUCGCAUGUUGUUGACUCCCAUCAGCUGCCGCGCAAGUGGUAUUGCACUAUGAAUCCAGACAAAGCUUUAGCAGACUGCUCCGCUCCGGAAGCUCCUUUGCGUAUAUCAGAUGAAGAAGACCUGAUCCACAGCGAGUACUCGGCCGGAUCGCUGGUGUGGGCGCGGCUGCCCGGCUGGCCGUGGUGGCCCGCCAUGGUCGACGAUGAACCUGAUACAGAGCAGUUCUACUGGCUUGACGGCUUCUCCGAUAUACCGACACAUUACAACGUUGUCUUCUUCGAUGAAAGAGGUCCCACGAGAGCCUGGAUAUCUCCUGAAAAUUUGGAGCCUUACACCCAAAAUAAAAAGAGGUUUCGACGUUCUUCAAACUACAAUCAAUACAAGAAGCGACUAGAGCGGUCUAUCCAUCAGGCGAAUAAAGCAGAGACGCUUCCAGUGGCCGAUCGUUUAGCCAAAUUUAGUUUCAUAAAUACAUACAAAGGACCAAUAAUGAGUCCGAAGAAAGUUACCAAAACAGAGUUGGCAAUGUUCCAGAAGAAGUUGAAACGGAAAUUCAAUGUUGACUUUCCUAUUGAAGCUAGUUCUGACUCGGAAGAUGAGGAAUCUAUUCAAGCUCUAAGAGAAAUCAAUAAGAAGAAGAAUGUGAUUUUGAUUGGAACGCCUAGAAGUAAAAAGGCUAAACAAGAUAGUAAUCCUAAUAACGAUAGUGACACAACAGUAACAGAAACUGUUCUAGAACUAACAGUUCAAGAAAAUCGGAGAAACGGUAAUCUUAAGGAAAACAACGAAGACCAAUCAAACAAGGAAGAUAGGAAACGAAAACCUUCAACAGAACAAGAAGUUGAGAAGAAACCUAAAAAGAUAAUCGAGUUUAAAACUCCUAAGAAAGGGCUGGACGUUGUGAAAAAUACCACUAAUAUCAGCUUUGCUAGUGCAACAACGAUUAAUUCUCAAGAGCAAUCCUUUAAGAUACCAGAUUCGAUGGCUACUGAAAUUGGCAGCACACCGACAUUAAACUUGGGAUCGCAGAUUAAUGGCUUUGAUAAUGAUUCAUCUAAAACCUACGCACCGGGAGACGAAUCGGAUUCAGCUGUUAUUACUCAGGAUUUCCAGAUUCGCAUUGAGACUCCAAGCAGUGACGACUUUGACUUUUAAUUUAAUUAAGAAUGUGUACCUUUUAUGAUGAUGAUAUUAUCUGUUGAUUAUUACUUGAUUACCUACUGUUUAAAAACCACAUCUUGAGCUGUUCAUGCAUCUAAAUGGCACGCGAUGAUGAGUUCCGCAUUAAUUUUGAGAGAAUAUAACCCUGAACUGAACGUGAUCUGUGAGUGACCCCCUAGGUGCAUCUAGAAAUGCCAUGACCAUUCUUAUAAUAAUUAUUUUUAAGCAAUGAUUGUGUUACUAGAUAUUGUUAGGUCUAUUCAUUCUUGGUGGAUGAUAAAAAAUUAGUUAUUUUGAAGAUUUAGUUAUCUAUUUUCUUAAUAAUAAUACAUAUUUGCUGAUAUGUUGCACGUUAAGUAUUGUAUAAGGUGACGAACCCAAUCAUGGACAGUUUAAGAAAAAAAUUCGCCAGUUUUUGAUAUUUCACUGAUAAAUGUAAAAAUUCUACCGCCAAGCGUGUUAAAUCUUGAAUGUCCUAUCCUUCUUCUACA